Messenger RNA from Folsomia candida, 613 nucleotides. RefSeq lists its product as uncharacterized. Bases 71 to 577 code for a protein of 168 amino acids. NCBI's taxonomy places the organism in Eukaryota, Metazoa, Arthropoda, Collembola, Entomobryomorpha, Isotomidae. The transcript is spliced from 4 exons. The record is from RefSeq and is a predicted model, not a curated record.
AUUUUGUCAGUAUCCUUCCACCAAUACAGGCAUCACAUUCUACAAAACCAGAUUAAUUACAUCAGAAAUCAUGGCUCUAAACUUGUCACUAAACCUUGCCGCCAUUUUAGUUGCCACCUGCAUCCUUUCCUGCAAUUCUGCGCCGAAAUCAAUCCAAGGAGUCCAUCAAUUCCCGGAACUAGAAAUUUUGGGCACCAUCGGAAAUAAGACAUUCUAUUCCACCGCUGAUCAGGAUUUUGUCGUCAACUUUUUCGGGGCUCGGGAAGUUUGUCAAGGUUCUGCCUUGCAUUUCGCCAUUCUUCAUUCUGACGCCGAGUUUGAUUUCCUUCGACAAAAUCUGCACGUGUCAAGAAAAUUAUGGAUCGAUGCAAUUUUGAAAGGUAUGAACGGAUUUGCUCAAUUUCCGUACAUGAGUGGAUUCGAGAAUGGGGAUGGGACCACUUUCAAUACCAAAAAUGCCAUGAUCAGCACCUAUGAUCACCUCCCGUGCUUAUUUUUCUCUGCGGAUGAUCACAUUUUUACAGAUAUGUGCCUCGCAGGUAGGCGUGGUGUUCUUUGUCAUCAAUUUACUAAUUAAUCAAUUCAAUUUAUAAUAACGCAUAAUUGUAUAAUU